Polypterus senegalus (gray bichir) is the source of this 2007-nucleotide messenger RNA. It is a transcript of the gene prkra, whose product is annotated as protein kinase, interferon-inducible double stranded RNA dependent activator. Bases 82 to 942 code for a protein of 286 amino acids. The record is from RefSeq and is a predicted model, not a curated record. NCBI's taxonomy places the organism in Eukaryota, Metazoa, Chordata, Cladistia, Polypteriformes, Polypteridae. The transcript has 8 exons.
ACACGGAUUGCGAACAGGAAGUUUGUGUGCAGUGGUUUAAGUUGGCGCUCGCUUUGACUCGGAGGCGAAGGAGUUUUUCUGAUGGCGUGCUUGGAGAGAACGAUGGCUGUCCAGGAUGGAAAAACGCCGAUCCAGAUGCUCCAGGAGUACGGCGCGUUAUCGGGCACUCCGCCGGUGUUUGAGAUGCUGAGAACCGAAGGGCCGGCUCAUCUGCCUCAUUUUAUUUUCAGUGUCAAGAUCGGGGACGUUACCUGCUCAGGACAAGGUUCAAGUAAAAAGGCUGCAAAACACAAUGCAUCUGAGGCUGCAUUAAAUAUGUUAAAAGGCGAAGCUGGACUUAGUUUUCAGGUGCCAAAGUUGGAAGGACCGGAUUCUCCUAAAGAACAAACCAAUCACGGCAACAUCAUUGGAACUCUCCAGGAAAUGGCUGUUCAGAAAGGAUGGCGGCCUCCAGUUUAUUCUGCAACGGUAGAGGUGGGACCUGCUGGCACAUGGCAGUAUUCUGUAACUUGCCGAAUGGAAUCAUUUGAGGAAAUUGGGAAUGGAAGAUCAAAAAAAGAAGCAAAAAAAUUUGCAGCCGAAAAGAUGAUUUCAAAACUGAAAAGUCUCCCAGAGAGUUUCGAUAUUUUAGGGGCAAAAUUCAAGUGGGAGAAUCUGAAGAAUUCUUCAGCAGAAAAAAUCUCAAUUCUGAAGAGAACUCCGUUAAGUCUGCCCAACGCCAAUUAUGAACAGAUGUUAUCAGAACUGGCUCAAGAGCAAGGCUUUGAAGUCCUGUACCUGGACAUAGAUGAGCUGACAGUAAAUGGACAAUACCAGUGCUUAGCAGAACUCUCCACUGUCCCAGUUGUAUUGUGCCAUGGCACUGGGAUUUCACAAGGCAAUGCUCGGGAGGACGCAGCCCACAACGUACUGCAGUAUCUGAAGAUCAAAGCCUUAAAAUAGACACCCAUUUUUAUUGCCUCAACUGACAAAGCUGUGAUGGGUGACCUCCUUCAAAUAUAUGAAUUAUAUAAAUAGAUGUCUUCACUGAUUAGGUAAAUGUAAGGGAUUAAUCCCCCAAAAACAGAAGGUGUGUAAACAUAAACCAAUCCAAAGCAGCCAUCUUCACCAGUCUGAAAUGAGCUCAUGUGGCCCGUCACUUUACUGGUGGUGUGGCUAAAUCUGAAAUCCUCAUUUGUAUGAAGGUCUGGGCGAGGUGCAAUUUCUUUAUCAAUUGGAGACGUACUUCUUUUAUAUAACUAAUAUCAAAAGGACGAUCCUAGAACUUUUUAUAUUGUACAGUUUGCAUGCAUUAAAAAGGAUUAGAAAAUUUCAAUAUAUUUUUCCAAUGUUUUAGAAGUCCAAAUGAUGAUAAGGAGGAAUUCAGGGGCAAAAAUAUAAAUGAUGAAGACCCAAACUUGGAAAUAUGCCCUCUAUUGUUUAAUUUUUUUUUCCUUAUUUUUUUUUUUGUUAAUCUUAUUUUGCUAUCUGCUCUAUGCAAAGAGAAGUAAACUGGGUCAAUUUUUGUAAUUUUCUUAUUAUUUUUUCCCCCUCUUCCAUAUUUCCUUUAGAUAUAUUUGAAAGAUUUGGAUAGUUUCAGGUAUAGUAAAAUUAGCUAAAUUAUGCUUUUAUCUUGUGUUGGAGGAAAUGUAAAGUUUAAAGAAAUGAACUAAGGGCCCAGUGAUUAUUCUGAAAACUGCUGCUCUGUGUCCUUCAUGGCAGUGCUGAAGAAGUGCGACUUUCUAUUCGUUUUCAUGACUGUGGGAUGGACUUGUGAGUUUGUAUUUAUUUAUUAUUUAUUUUUAACCUGACUCAAUUUGUUUUUCAUGUUUAAAAGAUUUUAAAAUCUAUAACCAUGUGCAAGAAUGAAAUCUGUCGUGUGUGUGUGUGUUUUUAUUUUUCUUUUAGUGGUUAUGUCCCCAGUAUGUUGGGACUUUUCUGCCCCAUUUGUCAUAUGCAACUUCACCUCUGCACAGUAUGCGUCAAUAGAGGUUUAUAUUUAAGUAAAAAUAAUGUUCUGUAAUGGAU